Messenger RNA from Quercus lobata, 534 nucleotides. RefSeq lists its product as uncharacterized. The coding region runs from base 1 to 534 and encodes 177 amino acids. The record is from RefSeq and is a predicted model, not a curated record. NCBI's taxonomy places the organism in Eukaryota, Viridiplantae, Streptophyta, Magnoliopsida, Fagales, Fagaceae. The transcript has a single exon.
AUGGACGAAGUACUUAGUGCAUGGAAAAACUUGUCCCUUACUGCCGAGAAAAGUACAAAACUUAGCAUUACAAAAUCAAAAAAUCUGAGAAGAAAAGAAUAUGUCCUUGCAGCGAAGUUUCUAACAAAACACGCCCUAAAUGUGGAUGCUAUAAGGAGAACUUUCAAACCCUUAUGGAGGGCCAGGAACGAGUUCAAGAUUAGAGAAGUAGGAGACCACAUUUUACUAUUUGUUUUCAAACUUGAAACAAAUGCGGAGCGAGUUUUAGCCCAAGAACCAUGGUCGUUUGAUAAGCACCUUGUUCUGUUCCAACGAUACGAUUAUUCGAUCUCGGCCAAACAUCUACGCUUUACAAAGAUCAUGUUCUGGGUGCAAAUACAUGGCCUGCCUAUGAGAAUGCUAGACCCCGAGAGUGCCAUUGAAUUAGGAGAAACCCUUGGGGAGGUGUCAACCAAGGAAGCCGAGAAGGAGAUGGUAGGGGGUGAUUUUGUUCGGGUUAGGGUGAAAAUAGAUGUAUCAAAACCACUAAGCUGA